GAAUCGCCCCACAAAUAGAUAGAGUGGGUAGAUACCCUUUAGAUAAAAUUCUCUGAAUCUAUAAAAUAAAUUCAUCCUAUUUACAUAAAUAUUCAUCCUAAGUACAUCAUUAAAAUCUUUGUACGAAACAUUAGUUCAUGACUUAAUCAGAGUGUCAGACACACACUGUAAAUUAUAUCAUUAAAGACAUGAUGAUAUUUCGCUAGUUAACUAUUCAGUGUUUACUUUUCCCAUAUUGAUGAUUCAACCCUUUGAGGUCAUCGUUCAAACCAAAUGUUGCAGCUAAAAGGUCUAUCCAAAUGUUAAACAACUAUUGUUGCUGAUAUGAAUAAUACAAACAACAAUUAGCCAAUUAACGUUCCUUCAUGAGAUAGGUAACGAAUGUAUCACGCAAUCAUAGUUCUUAUACAUCGUCUAUGCAUGAUGCAUGUUGACAAACUAUGAGAAACUGUGCUCUGUUUAGCAGGGCAGUCGCCUUGCCAGGCCUUUCCAUUACGUUAUUGGAACUUUAUACCCGGUUCAAGAACAGUUGACACAUAUAGUGAUCUUUAAACUUUGUUAUUUUUCAUAAUAAUGUAAAAUGUUGUUGUAUUGGUGAUCGCAAGCCCAUUGUGAAAAGUGGCCGUGACUUUACAUCGAGUUUGAAUCUGAUAAUACAAGGCGUUUUUAAAGAUUAUCACUGCUUUUUUCCGGAUGACUUUUCCGAAGGAAAUGUUUUGUUUUGAAGUGGGAUCCUGAACAAAAACUUUUACCUUAAAACGGCAAAACAAACUACCCGUUCAUUUUAAGGUUUAACCACUUUUCAGGGCCAAAAAGAUAUUUGUUUUGAAAUGAUUGCAAGCACUGACUCUUGAAAUUAUAGAGCGGACAAUUUGCUAUAUAAAUAAUUUUAUUACAGCCUGUCAAUAAAGUAGAGUACAGCAUAUUUUGUUGUUCUGAGCUAUAAUGGGAAAUAAAAAACUAAAACAUAAAGUCAAUAGGGAAUUGGAUUCGAGACCUGCAUCCUAUUAUUAUCCUCCGAUUCCACCUACAAGGGAAUGCCAAAUUAAAUGUGAAAUAAUGAGGACUAGGGCCUUAUUAUCAUCCAUGUCCAUGAACAGGGGGGAAAGCACGGUGAAAUACCCUGACCUAAGCAAUGAGCUACCUCUUGAAAAACCAAAAAAAAGAGACAGAACUAACAUCAUAAAAGAUUACUUAGUGGACUACACAGCUAAUUCUAAUCUUCAUGGCCUUAAAUACAUCGGAGAAAAAGAAAGAACCUAUGUAGAAAAGAUCUUUUGGUUGUUUAUGUUUACAUGUUGUGUAGUUCUUUGCGCGGGCUUGAUUAGAAAAGUCUGGAUAAAAUGGAACGAAAGUCCCGUGAUUGUAAGUUUUGCCGAAAACCCGACUCCAGUUUGGCAGAUUCCCUAUCCAGCGGUCACGGUGUGUUUUGAAACGAAAGCAAUGCAAAGGAAAUUCAAUUUUACAGAAUACUACCACUUGUACCUUAAUGAUCGCGAAAAUCUUACGGAACACGAACGAGAUCUAUUUGAGGACAUAUCAAUGGUAUGCGAUGACCACCUUGCACCAUCAAACGGGCGAAGAUUUUCUUCAGGAGUCGACACAGUUAACAACAUUAAAUCGGUAUCGCCAAACUUGACUGAAGUAUUUUUUGGUUGCAAAUGGAAAGAUAUUCCCAGUGAAAAUUGUUCCGAUUUGUUUUCUCCAGUAUUGACAGAAGAGGGGCUCUGUUAUACGUUCAAUACUUUGGGUCCCGAAGAAAUGUUCCGAUUGAACAAUUUGCAUCGCGAUUAUCCUUAUUUGGAGCAUGAUAAAACAGCCGAGUCCUGGAGUUUAGAAGAAGGUUACGCAAGCGGAACUCCCAUUGAGACCUAUCCUCAUAGAGGCGCAGGCUAUGGUGUAAAAUCUGGGCUAACAUUCUUAUUGAAAGCCAAAAGGAUCGAUUUGGACUACCUCUGCCGAGGUCCAGUACAAGGUUUCAAGAUAUUGUUACACAACCCGGCUGAGCUGCCCAGGCUUUCCCAACAGUACUUCCGAUCGCCUCUAUCGCAAGAAGUAGUGGUCGCGGUGAAACCUAAAAUGAUGACCACUUCCUACGGCCUUCGACCUUACGAACCGACCAGGCGACAAUGCUAUUUUCCAAGCGAGCGCUAUCUCCAAUACUUCAAAGUGUACACUCAAGCUAAUUGCGAGAUGGAGUGUUUAUCGAACUUUACUUACACUCGCUGUGGAUGCGUGCAUUUUGGAAUGCCUUAUGGGCCAAAUAUGGAGGUCUGCAAUGCUGGCAGCCGAGAAUGUAUAAAAGCAGCUCAAAUGGAACUGGUGACUAUUUCAAUUCAGUCAGGCCUCGACGGUCACGCUAGCAACGACACUGAUAAUCUCGGAGAAGCCCUAAAGGUUUCAUCUAAAUGCCAAUGUCUGCCGGCCUGCACUUCGAUCGAAUACGAGGCAGAAACGUCACAAGCUGACUACGACUGGGCCGCCAUAUUCAGAGCAUACAGAUUGGUUAAUGUCUCUGAGGAAUUAAAGGACCUAACAUACUCUCGCGUGAUGGUGUUCUUCAAGGAGGCCCAAUUCAUCACAUCUCGUCGCUCGGAACUGUAUGGUCAAACUGAUUUCCUAGCCAAUUGCGGUGGCCUGCUCGGACUGUUCAUGGGCUUUUCUAUUCUGAGCGUCGCUGAAAUAGUCUAUUUCCUAACUUUGAGAUUGUGCUGUUUGCUGUGGCGCCGUCGUAACAAGAAGCGCCGUAUUGAUUUUACGACAAAUGAUAAUAUUCCCGGGCCGAGCCCCAACAAAGUAAUGCACCCGUACAACGAUUAAUUGGACAAAAAAAACAACGAUUACCAUAUCAAAACAUUCAUUAUAUUAAGCAGCUUAAGAUAAACAUUAAUUAAAUAAAGAUUUACAUUGAUUCUUUUUGUAA
Trichoplusia ni (cabbage looper) is the source of this 2923-nucleotide messenger RNA. Its product is annotated as pickpocket protein 28-like. Gene Ontology annotation, molecular function: ligand-gated sodium channel activity. NCBI's taxonomy places the organism in Eukaryota, Metazoa, Arthropoda, Insecta, Lepidoptera, Noctuidae. Gene Ontology annotation, cellular component: membrane. Bases 946 to 2820 code for a protein of 624 amino acids. The transcript is spliced from 14 exons. Gene Ontology annotation, biological process: sodium ion transmembrane transport. The record is from RefSeq and is a predicted model, not a curated record.